Diabrotica balteata is the source of this 862-nucleotide messenger RNA. Lineage: Eukaryota; Metazoa; Arthropoda; Insecta; Coleoptera; Chrysomelidae. The record is from the annotation of a GenBank genome assembly.
AUUAUUCUUACUGAUUUUUUGUUAUUAAUCAAACAUACAUUUUUUUUAAUGACAUUCCUUAAGGUAACUGUUUCCUUUGUUCUAUUAUUUGUUCAUGGGAACUCAAUUGCUCAUAAAAAUCUUCAGAUACACGAAGGAGGAAUUAAAGCCGAAAUUGGUCAAUAUCCUUUUGCAACUUCCAUUGAAUUGGUGAUAACUGAUCUAGUGACGGAUACUUAUAUUCACAUCUGCAAUGGGAUCAUCAUUCAUGAAAGAUGGGCAUUAACUGCGGCUUCUUGUGCGGGACUUUCAUCGGUAGUUGUUGGUGGUAACGUUGAUUUAGACCAAAACGAGCCUACAAAGCAAAUUGUGGGAAUUGAAGAAUUCGUUAUACAUCCUGAUUUUGAUAUUUUUAAAAAUCCUGGACCAAACGAUAUCACCCUUGUAAGAUUAAACCAAUCUUUUGUAUUCAAUGAUGUUGUGAAACCUAUUCAAUUGCCAAAACAAGGAGCUGUCGUCGAAGGUACCGCUGAUCUUAUUGGUUAUGCUUGUAAUGAAACUGUAGAUUCAAAUUUCUAUUUGGAAUAUAUACUGGACUUGCCCAUUUUAGAUUUUGCAGAUUGUAAUACAGCUGUCAACAAUAUGGGUAUUAAUGUUUUGGACGAAAAAAGUAACAUUUGUGUAGGAAACCCAAACAGAAAUGCAAACGACUGUUAUCAAGACUAUGGUGGAGCUUUGAUUCAGAAAUCCACUCUAAUUGGUCUUGUUAGUUGGAGUAUACAACCGUGUUAUCUCUCAGGUGCUCCAGAUGUUUUUACUAAUGUAGCAAAUUUUGUCGAUUGGAUUAAUCAAACUAUUGAAAAUAAUAAAUAGAUAACAACUA